Dinoponera quadriceps is the source of this 1186-nucleotide messenger RNA. RefSeq names its product malate dehydrogenase-like. The coding region runs from base 1 to 1158 and encodes 385 amino acids. The record is from RefSeq and is a predicted model, not a curated record. Lineage: Eukaryota; Metazoa; Arthropoda; Insecta; Hymenoptera; Formicidae. Gene Ontology annotation, molecular function: L-malate dehydrogenase (NAD+) activity. Gene Ontology annotation, biological process: tricarboxylic acid cycle. Gene Ontology annotation, cellular component: cytoplasm; mitochondrion. The transcript has 3 exons.
AUGGCUCCGUUGCCGAGAUAUUUUCUCAAGUUGUCACGGCAAUGCAGACACUGUCCCGCUUGUUUGCAUCGCGGAUUUUCGACAACUCCACCGAUCGACGAUCGGAACGUUCGGAAGGACGGAGCGGAGAAUGCCGAGGACCAAAGCGGCAAUCUGAAGAGGGACAACGACGGUACGAAGUCCGGUGUGAAAGUGUGCAUCGUCGGUGGCGGAGUAACGCCUCUUUAUACCGCGGUGCUAUUGAAGCAAUAUCGAAUUGUCAAGAGCAUAAAUCUGGUGGACACGGAGGGCUCCACGUCAACAAUGGAAACUAUGACAGACGCGUUUCAUCAAGAAACUGGUCCCCGCAUCAAUUAUUUUGGGAAAAAGAACACAAAACAGGCGUUCAAGGAAAUGGACAUCGUCGCGCUCAUGAACGAGACCGACGCCGACGAUAGGGAUGCGGCGCCGCGCGAGCAAUUUCAAUUGUCGGUCGACCACGUGCGCCACAUGGCGGACCAGAUGUUGCGGUUCUGCCCGGGCGCGCUCAUAGCGGUGUUCGCGCGACCCGUCACCGCCACGCUCGCGAUGAUCUCGGAGAUGUUCAAGUCUUCAGGAUGCUGGAAUGCCGACAGGAUCGUCGGCUGCACGGCCGCGUACGGGGCGCGGAUCGAAGAUACGGCGGCGACCCUCUUGAAGUUGGAGCGCGCGAGUCUGUCGGUGCCGCUCGCCGGCGGCGCCGACGAGCGCACCGUCGUGCCUCUCUUGUCGCGCGUUGUUCCCUACAAUCAGUUCACAAAUGCGCAAUGUCAGAGCCUGUUGCAGUCAUUUCGGACGGACGGGAACGAGGAAAUGACGAAGACCUCAUCUGGAUAUCGUCGGUCGUUGUCAUCCGGAACGGCCGCUGCGAAGCUAAUAACCGCCCUCGCCGGUGGUCUUUGCGGACACGAUAACGUUAUCACUUGCGCCUACGUGCGAUCCAACGUCCUGCCGGUCUGCCGAUAUUUUACCAGCGAGUUACAGCUGGGCACGAACGGCGUGAAGAGGAAUUUCGGCUUGCCGAAAAUUUCGCCUGGCGAAAUUGCAUUAAUUGAACAGGUGAUACCGCUUAUCAACGAGUACGUCGAUAUGGCGGUCGCGGCGGUGCGAACCAAGCAAAUACGAAUAAAGACGCAAUAAACUAUUUUCUGAAAAUCGUCUUCCGUCU